ACUCGAAAGCUCAUUAGACUGGUACAUUUUUUUUAACCGGUAUAAAUUGUAUUUAUUCUGUUCAUACCAAAACGAUGUAACAAACAAAGUGUCACCUUGAUGUAUAGCUAAGACUUGUUCCCCUGAUGAUCUUGGAAGAAUUCUUUGUACCUUUCAAGUAUCAGUAAUAUGACAUCACUUGCAUUUGAUCAGUUCCAAAGGAGUUGGAAAGGGACUUGAAAGAUGAUGAAUUUGCUGACCAGCCGGCCUUGAUAUUCUUUCUAAUUCGCUCUAUUUCUGUACAUAUAAAAAACACUAUUUCCUCUUCUAACAACCAACUUCUCCUCACCCAGUUUUACAUUACCAUAAAACUUUUUGCAGUUCUUCAUAUUGAUCACUGCUGAAAAAUGGGGAGAGGUUUUAAGCUUAGAUUCGUGAUGCCUUCUUUCCAGUUCUGUCGCUCCAAGAAACCUUCGUUUCUGGCUUCUAUACACAUGUUUUCCCCAAUCAAUCCUAAAGCAUUCGACAUUCCUUAUCCCGGUUUCCCUGUUCCACCGCCUUCAACGCCAACUCAGUAUCAUGAACACCUUGAAUCGCCCGUUCACAGUUUCAAGAACGAGCAGAAACCUUCUCACAAGACUUAUAAUUCACCGGUUUCGGAUUUUUCAGAUGAGUAUAUGAGGCCCAUUGCACGUUCAAACGGCAAAAAGAAGGCGAAAAUGGGGAGAGAUCAGAGGGCUAAAGCCAAACACAGGCUUAGCAGAAGCAAUAAUUCAACGGGGGAGAAUGGCUGGUUCAGCAGUGAGGAAACAGAGAGCUUAUUUUCAUCUUCUCCGAGCUUCGAUUCCUCAUUCGAUCUUGAUUACCAGACAAACGGAAUAGCCACAAGAAAGCAGAAGAAUGGCUUGAAGGUUCGGACACUGAAACAUUACCUGUCGGGGAGCUUUAAGGAUGCUGAAAACGAUUGUGCAGUCAAGAAAUCGGUUUUUGAGCGGUUGAUGCCUUGCAUGGUGGAGGGGGUUGUGAAGGAAAGCUUUGCAGUGGUGAAGAAAACAGAUGAUCCGUACGAGGAUUUCAAGAUAUCAAUGCUGGAAAUGAUAGUAGAGAAACAAAUAUUCGCAGUAAAGGAUUUAGAGCAGCUUUUGCUGUGUUUUCUUUCUCUCAAUUCACAGCACCACCAUGCAGCCAUUGUGGAGGCCUUCACAGAGAUAUGGUACGAGCUCUUUACCAUAUCUCCAGUUCCUGGUACAAAUUGCCAUGGUACCUAUCAGCACCUUAAAAUUCAGUGA
Molecule: messenger RNA, 1268 nt
Organism: Ipomoea nil (Japanese morning glory)
Lineage: Eukaryota; Viridiplantae; Streptophyta; Magnoliopsida; Solanales; Convolvulaceae
Product: transcription repressor OFP7-like
Exons: 1
Coding region: 387-1268 (293 amino acids)
Biological process (GO): negative regulation of DNA-templated transcription
Source: RefSeq, a predicted model, not a curated record